Messenger RNA from Doryrhamphus excisus (bluestripe pipefish), 7318 nucleotides. RefSeq names its product voltage-dependent calcium channel subunit alpha-2/delta-1. NCBI's taxonomy places the organism in Eukaryota, Metazoa, Chordata, Actinopteri, Syngnathiformes, Syngnathidae. The record is from RefSeq and is a predicted model, not a curated record. Gene Ontology annotation, molecular function: voltage-gated calcium channel activity. Gene Ontology annotation, cellular component: L-type voltage-gated calcium channel complex.
CUGUAGGAGCUGCAUGGUGGCCGGCUGAUCAGAUUAGAGGUGUCGGUCAUAGUUAAACUGCAAGGGGGGGGAGACGACGGAGCGUCACUCAGCCUGCUCAUUCUCUCAUUCAUCGGCGGCGGGGAGCGCCACAUUCACCCUCCUCCUUCCCGUCUCACACACAUCUACACACACGUUGUUUUCAGAUGGAUACCUGCAGAGUGCACGCCUGUGUGUUCCUUGUCCUGCUCUACCAGGACGCCUUGUGGGCUUCACAGUUUCCUUCUCAGCUCUUGAUUAAAGAAUGGGUUGAUCAAAUGCAGAAAGAGCUUGUCACCCUUGCAGACACGGCCACAGCUGGCAAGAGUCUAACCCAGAUCUUUCUCAGAAACAAGCACCUCUACACUGUGGAACAGAAUGAUGCAGAGGAGCUUGUGGCCAGAGCAGCCAGGAACAUUGAACAGCUGCUCCGCAAGAGGUCUGCAGCCUUAGAGAAACUGGCUACAGCUGCGGAGAAUUUCCAGAUGGAGCAUCUGUGGAAAGAUGAAUUUGAGGAUGAUGAAAUUGCGUACUACAAUUCAAAGGACAGCCUGGAUGCAAAUGAGACAGAGGGACGGAAAUAUCGAAUCCGCCCGGACUUUAAGGAGGACCCGUCAUUUAAGCGUCUGACAGACCACAGUCACACGGCUGUGCACAUUCCCACCGACAUCUAUGAUGGCUCCACCAUUGUGCUGAAUGAGCUAAAUUGGACGGAGGCACUGGAGGAAGUGUUCAAAAGAAACAGAGAGGAUGAUCCCACUCUUCUGUGGCAGGUGUUUGGAAGCGCUACCGGUCUGGCUCGCUACUAUCCAGCGUCUCCCUGGAUGGAUGCUCGUAAGACGCCCAGCAAAAUUGACCUGUAUGAUGUACGCAGGAGACCUUGGUAUAUCCAAGGAGCUGCUUCUCCCAAAGACAUGCUGAUUCUGGUGGAUGCGAGCGGUAGCGUGUCCGGCUUGACGCUCAAACUGAUCAGGACCUCUGUCAGCGAGAUGCUGGAAACGCUGUCUGAUGAUGACUACGUCAACGUUGUUUAUUUCAAUACUAGGGUGAAGAAGACGGCGUGUUUUGACCAUCUGGUUCAAGCCAAUGUGAGGAACAAGAAGUUGCUGAAAGACGCAGUCCAGAAUAUCACAGCAAAAGGAAUUACAAACUACACAAAGGGAUUCGAAUUUGCUUUUGAGCAGCUCUCUGCGACUAAUGUGAGCAGAGCAAACUGUAACAAGAUCAUCAUGCUGUUUACUGAUGGAGGAGAAGAACGAGCCCAGGCCAUACUGGAGAAAUACAACGCAGACAAAAAAGUUAGAAUCUUCACCUUCUCGGUUGGACAGCACAAUUAUGACAAAGGACCCAUUCAGUGGAUGGCCUGCUCCAAUAAAGGUUAUUUCUAUGAGAUCCCUUCUAUUGGAGCCAUACGAAUCAACACACAGGAGUACCUGGAUGUCCUGGGAAGACCCAUGGUUCUGGCAGACAAGCAAGCCAAACAAGUUCAAUGGACAAAUGUCUACCUCGAUGCACUGGAACUGGGUCUUGUUAUUACCGGGACACUUCCUGUCUUUAAUAAGACCAAGACUAAAGAUGACAGGAAUGGCGAGCAUCAAAAUCAGCUCAUUCUUGGCGUGAUGGGGAUUGACGUGUCUCUGAAUGACAUCAAAAAGCUCACACCACGUUUCACUAUUGGCCCGAAUGGAUACUAUUUUGCCAUUGAUCCAAACGGCUAUGUACUGUUGCACCCCAAUCUCCAACCAAAGAAAAGGAUCCAUAACAGGAGUCUCAGGCUCAAUAAUAAGUAUGCUGUCACAUUUCACGAGGAGCCUGUGACGUUGGACUUUCUGGAUGCUGAGCUGGAGAACGACAUUAAAGUAGAGAUUCGGAGAAUGAUGAUUGAUGGUGAGACAGGCGAACGCACCAUUCAGACACUGGUGAAAACUCAGGAUGAGAGAUACAUUGAUCGAGGAAUCAGAACCUACACAUGGGCACCCGUCAAUGGAACUGAUUACAGCCUGGCCCUUGUUCUGCCCAAAUACAGCGAACACUUCAUUCAAGCCAAACUGGGUGAUGACAUCAAACAAGCAAUGUUGAUGGAAACCAUCCAGCUGGAGAACUUUGAUGAAUUUGGUUACACCUUCAUCGCUCCACGGGAGUACUGCAAAGAGCUGAAGUUGUCACUCAACAACACCCAGUUUCUCCUUGAAUUCAACCAGUACAUUGAUAGGAACACUCCAGAUGCAUGUAAUGUGUCCCUUGUGAGUCGACUAAUCUUGGAUGCCGGUCUGACAGCUGAGCUGGUUGACUUGUGGAAAGAGCAGAAAGUGAACGGGACAGUCGCCAGAUUUGUAGCCACAGAUGGAGGGAUCACAAGAGUCUUCCCAAGAAGUGCUGGUGAAGAGUGGAUUGAGAACCCCGAGACAUACGAGUCCAGCUUCUAUAAGAGAGCUCUGGACAACGAGAUGUACAUUUUCACCGCUCCAUCUUUUAACAUUGCUGCAGAAGGCCGGGAGAUUGUGUCAGAGUCAGGUAUUCUUGUCAGCAAAGCCGUGGAACUCACUGUCGAUGAAGUCACACUUAAGCCUGCAGUGGUAGGAGUGAGACUCAAUGUCACAUACUGGAUGAACAGUUUCAUGAACGCCACACUUAAAGAGAAUUGCAAAGAUGAGAUCUGUGGCUGUAUGAGAAAUGACAAGCAUGUCGACUGUGUGAUCUUGGAUGAUGGGGGGUUUCUCCUCAUGUCCAAUCAGGAUGAUUAUAUUAGUCUGAUAGGUCAGUUCUUUGGCGAGGUGGACCCCGUGCUGAUGAUCAACCUGGUCAACACCUCUCUUUACUCCUUCAACAAGACCUAUGACUAUCAGUCUGUUUGUGAUCCGGAGAAGGACAGCAAGGCGGCAGCAGGACCUCGCUCUGUCUGUGUGCCAACCAUAGCAGACUUGCUUAGUAUUGGCUGGUGGGCAUCCAGUGCUGCUUGGUCCAUACUCCAGCAGCUCUUCUAUAGCCUCAUGUUCCCCAACCUUCUAGAGGCAGCGGAGUCAACUGACGAGGAUAUCCCAGAUGCCAUGUUUAAAGAAAGCUGCAUCACAGAGCAAACGCAGUAUUUCUUUGACAACGAUGAAAGAUCCUACUCAGGAGUCCUCGACUGUGGAAACUGUUCAAGGAUGUAUCGUGCAGAGAAGCUGCCCAACACCAACCUGGUGUUCCUAAUCACCGAUGCCAAAGCAACGUGUUUGUCGUGUGACCCCAGGCCGCUACGACAGGCUGAACAACCCUCUGAGGGUCCAGAUCCAUGUGAACUAGCCCAGAAUCCAAGAUACCGCAAAGGACCGGAUGUGUGCUUCGACAACAAUGAAAAUGAUGAGCCCCUGUGUCCAAUCAGCAAAGGAUUCACUCUGAGGCACACACCCCUCUUCUUGUUUCUGCUGAUGGGUUUUAUUGGGAAGACGAUUCUGAUUGUGGCGGAGGGACCUCCCUAAACCCAAGUCUUUGGGCCGUUCUCACCCUCCAACUGCUGUUGCUGUGGCUCAGCACACCUUUACAAAGCUCGUGACACCUAAAAACACGAACACACAGCAAAAAGACACUGAGCAUGACGAGGAAAAGUGGUCAUGAAAGCGUUCACGCAAAGUGAUGGUGUUAUCUCACAAGAAGAGGCCAUCGGUGGACACCAUCGGGGACGGUAUGGAGAUGAUUUGCAAUGUGGUUAUUUUGUUCUCAACGCAGUAUUGCUGUCUUCAUUUCCCGAUGCCAAAGGUUUCUUGGUUAUUUUAUGCUUUUCAUUUUUAAAUGGCAUUAUUACUCUGCUCAGAUGCUUUUAAGCUGUAUCCCAUAAUCUCUUGCAAACCGCAAGAGUAAGCGCUAACCAAACCCUUUAAUUCUGCCUCAUUUCUUUUGCAGAUUUACUUAGUGGACAUUUAAAUCCACUAAGCCAAUGGAAAAUCACUCAAAGACUGUAUGUUCACUGACAGCGUUGAUUUGUGUAAUUGUUGAUUUGUUGCUUAUUCUGUUCAUUACAUGUGAAGCAUAAAUGCUGUGAUGAUUGAUUGCAGCAACCAGUGCAACUAUGACGAGUACCCUCCCCUUUUGUUUGUGUUUUAACGAUGUACUGUACCUGCUCCUUUUGUACUCAACAAUCAACAGGCAUUUUGCUACUAAGUGUUGUAUCGUAGCCGCAUGUGCUCUAUAAAGAGCAAAAGAUGAUACCGUGACCCUGACACCAAAGCUCCAUGCAGUCACACUGAAUGCCGAACGAGUUAAAUCUCAGAUAUGGGUGUGAAAUGGAGAAGCAAUGACAGUUAUACGUGGCCAGAGAGCAUCCAUGUUGUUUGGUCUGAUUGCAUUGUGUGUCCUUCAUUUGAUGCAUUGAAUUUCCAGUGCCUCCAUCAUGGCUCAUAUGCCCCCUUUUCCAAUACGCAGUGCCUACACUCGCAAUUGACGCUUUUCCACCAGGAAAAUCAGGUACUGUUGUAGUAGCCUGGGUUCCGGGUUGACAAACCAGUUCUGAGCACUGACCAGUCAAACUGAUUCAUCUUAGCUGCAUGGAUAGAUGAAUUGAAAUGUCCCAAAUACGCACACGUGCUAACAUUAGCUUAUCCCGUUGCUGUGCCUUAGCUCUGAAAGCUGCAGUGUCGCACUCUGCAUUCUCCUAUUUGCUGCAAAGAUCUGUCUUGUUGCCGUCAGAGUUCUCUUUAAUAAAGUUGAACAAACUCGUCCGAAUCCGAUGGAUGCAAUGUUUGACAACUAAGGAAGGACUACUUUGAAGUUGAACACUGACUGUCCCAAAAUUGAGCAAAACUGAGGUGGCACUGUGAAGUGGAAAAGGGGCAAAACAGUCUUACCGUGUGUCUGUGCUGAUAUUUACUGCAAUAUAGCAGUAUAGAGCAGGUAGCCCAUAGGUCGAAUUUGCUGCUGGCCCAUAAAACAAUUCUCAUGAGAAUUUAGUAGGAUUUUAUACAUGUUUCGAAAUUAGUAUUUUGGGAGGGUGUGUAGUGCCAAGUGAGAAAAGCACAAGGCGAGAGGGUCAUAACUAAGCACAAAAACACAUAUCACAACAACAAAUAUUCUUAGUCGGCAUUUUCGAUUCAAUGUAUGCAUGUUAGAAGCCAAACAGAAGGUGUUCCAGGUGCUCGCCACACUAAAUAAUGCAUGUGAUGUGGGAGAAACGAGAGGCAAUGAUUCUUAUUGGAUUUCAAAAGUUUUUGUACCUAGUCGAUAUUAUGGGUAUAGCAGAAAUUGUGUGACUUCCAUUGCAAAUCAUUUUACAGGAUGCAAUUCCAGUUAAUGCCAGGGCUAUUCACUAAAACCAAACUAUUUCUGUCCGGUUUUUGUGUCCUUUUUUUUUUAUAUCCAGGAUUAAAUCAUUAAUCAAAUAAGACCAAACGUUAUCCAAGAUCUGUUUCACGAUACCUCAAUAAAGGUAACAAUUCCAACCAUAGAAUUUCCAUUUUCCUACAUAGCCGAUCCUUGUAAAGACAUAUUACAAGCUAGAUUUUAUGGUUCUGAUGCAACGAUAUGUUGAAAAGAUACUAAGUUUUGGAGUGUAUUGCCACGGUGUAUCGUCAAUGGAAACAUUUAUCCCGUCUUCCAUCGUUGUCCAUGAACCGGAAACUGGUGGACAAACACUAAAGUAAAUGCUCCACUAUUUUCUUUUGAUUUUGUUUAGCCGAACAGAGAGAUUCUGCUUCUUUUUUUUUUAUUAUGCUGGAGUGACUCACCAGAUCCAACAGAUGUAGCUAUGGUGGAUAAAAGCAUGCCAUAUUGAUCAGUACCCAUAGCACUGCCACUGGAGUGAAACAGAUCAUUUUCAGAUCAGAGUUACCUCAACAGAUGCAUUUGUGAUGCUCGGUGAUGCAGAAAAAUAAUGUAGUUCGAACAUCAUGGACAUAUUGCUAGAUUUUUAGGGGUUCCACUAAGUUCUCAUGAGAACACAUCGGGGCCCUAAGAAUAAGAAAAUAUGAGGAAUGCUGUUACCUCCGUUGUACUCCCUUUAUUUCUGUUUAUUUCACCAGACUCAGGAGCCAAAAUGACUUGAGCUUAAUAUCAACCAUGACUGUUCCUUGUUUCUCUGUGCUCCUGCUUCUUUUUUUUACCGUCAUUGUUGUUGCUCUAACAAAAUAAAAGCGCUGUGAAGCAGAUGCUGAGGUGUCGGUGUCCACAAAACGCUGCAAAGUUCCCGGGAUGAGCUUUUGUUUGUUGUUGUUUGAGCGCCCCGUGGUGAGCAUCAUGGCCUGCUGGAGAGAACAAUGAAGGUGUUUAAAUCAUCUCGCAUUGCCUUACCUCAUCAUUAAACAUCACAACAAGCAUGCCUCCUUGUGAGGUGGAACAGUUGUCUUCUCUCCAACUUGCCUUGAUGUUGAUCUGCCGGUGCUGUGUGUGCAGGUGAUGCCUGUUUAUCAAAGUGUUGAAAUGUGUUUUAACCCUAAGGGGGUCCAUGUCUAUGUUGAGGCAUGUUUGUGUCCCCUCCAAUGAUAUCUGAUUGUGCUUUAAUACUGUACAUUAUUUACUCUUUUGUGGACUAUAGCCUGAAUACAUUUUGUAUACAUUUGUACACUAUUUACUGUAUAAAAGAGAACAGAAAGGUGGAAAAAAUGUUUAUAACAUGGUGUUGACUAUUGUGCAAAUAUAAUAUAUUCACAAUAAAAGUGUUGUAUUGUUAUGGCCUUUGAUGACCCUGUUCUUUUUUUUUAUUCUGUCACGUUUUGUUUGUUUGAAGCGACUUGUGUUUAUAUAAUGCCAACUUAAGAACAAGAACACCCCCACAACUUCAAAUGGAGAGUCCCAAACAGUUUGUUUCUUUUAAAGAUGUGUUUGACAGGAAGAUCUGUGUAUGUUUGCAAUAUAGUGGUCAUCUAGAAAGCAGCUUUGUAAGAGGAUACCCCUGUAAACGAGGGGUGAGGUCGUAGCCUUUAACAUGCCUGACUUAAGGACUUACAGACGCUGUAACUUCUACGGCUCAUCUUCAUUUGAGAUCCCCGAUUGAAAGUAUGCUCACAACGAAUCCCACCAGGCAUCCCAUGCUUGUUUUACCAUGCAGUACUCUAUUUAUGUAUAUGGGCAUCUGCUGGUUGCAUCCAAGUACUGCAUUGCAUUUGGCUUCAGUUGUUUCAAGGCACAAUAAAUCAACAAUACCUUUCAUCAGCCAGUUAUUGUUGCCCUUCCCCAACUGUGAUUGGUAGAAUGCCAACAAAGGAACAUAUGGUGUUUCAAUUAGGGCUGUCAAAGUUAACGAAAAAAAAAAAAAGAAAUUACAGGUGCCGGUGUAUGUGGGCAGUGUGGAAGAAUGUCACACAAAGUGGGAGUCGCCGCUCGCAUUAAA